UGACUCGCUGAACGACGGCGACCGUUACUAUGUCUCUUCUAUGUCUUUGUCUUCUUGGCUUUUGGCUGCCUGGUUGCUGUUCGACACGACGACGGACGCCUACGUUUACCCGUGGGAUCACUCUUUGCACAACUGGGUAUAACGUUCAUCAGGCGGCUGGCGGUGCAUUCGCUUUCUCAGGCUCCUCACAUGUAUCAGUGCUAUCACCGUGCCAAAUCUUGUUCGGCUUCGACGGUGGCGCCACCUUCCACACCAAACGUUCAGAUUUUCCAAACUGAUGCGCUGUCGACUCGUGUUUUGGAGAUGAAUGGCAAUGAUGCUUGGUUUGUCGCCUCCUUUUCUCCUACUGCGGCACAAAUGCGUAUUCCAUGCAAGUCCGAGCCCCUUGUUACAGUCAACUCGCUAUCUUCAAUGAGCAUAUUUGAUUUACGGGAUGGUUAACGUUAGUGUUGCAAGGUUAAGCUAUUCUCGCGUACAAGGCCGACUAGCACGGACACCGUCAACAAAGAACAUUGUACGCUGAAAAGGGCCUUUGGAAAGCCUUUGGUUGAAAAGAAUUGCGCACAAUGGAUAAGCCAGAAUAUGUCUGCCAUCUAACCUAUGUAUAGAUGCAACACUCUUCCUGUUGACAUAAGUCGCGUUCGGCGGGCUUUGCAAUUGAUUUCGGAUAUCUAUGCAUCCAGGAAGGUCAAGGAGCUGCCAUUGGACGAUUCUGCCUCCAAACUUUCAAGCUUUGCUUGGAAACGCUUCAUUAGCUCCUGUAAUAGGCUUCAAUCGAAUUGUAUCAACGGUUCAUGUUCACAUCAGACUUUCGAUCGCAAGCACUUAUUCCCACUAUACAACUAUGUUUGCAUGGUGACCUCGCCGCCGUGCUCAAGCCCGUUGCUGCUAGUUCAAACAGUAGACGAAUCAAUUGGAUCUACCCAGGGGGUCAUUGCUUUGCUUCUCACAUUAGAGCAUACUAAUUUUUUCAUGAAGUCCUUCAUCCUUGAGACACGUUACUAUAGUCGAGUUAGGGUCGACCAUGUCGUCGGAAGAGCUUGCAAGCACAAGCAAAUAGGUACUGAUUUGAGGUGCAAGUACGCAUGAUAUAAUGCGCAAAGGUUGAUAGGUACAGCACUAGAAAAUGACUUGCAUUCUAGAUAAUUAAGUCGCACGGAAGCCGCCACCAAUUGACGGCGAUGAGCCUAGGCUCCUAGGCUCAAUGCUGUGUCAGAAACACUUGUUCUCCGUCCGGAUAAUCUAUCGUGUCAUUGACUUAGGCACCAUCCGUACGCAUCUAGAAGCAGAUGUUGCAGAAGACGGGUUAUUCCAUAUCGUGUUAUUGUUAUCCACAGCAUUAUGGGAUGAGAAUCGAACAACCCAUUGACCACAUCUUGUAUUCACGGACCCUGCUUGCGAAGGUUGUACUGGCGGGAUUUAAUCUUCUCUAGUUCAAGGAGAUGGGUUUAUCCUGAUCAUAGGCCAUUGAUAGCAGCGAAAUAUAGCAGCCGCGCCACAUCUGCCAAUGAUAGACUUAGUUCUUGGCCGCUUAGUUUCAGUCCCAGGGGUGGCGUUAGAGUCCAAAAAAGGCAGGCAUCCAAGAUCGCCUCAUCAUAGUCUCAUCCAUGGAGUAGUCUUGAUCGAUUGGUUG
Messenger RNA from Serpula lacrymans var. lacrymans S7.9, 1633 nucleotides. RefSeq lists its product as uncharacterized. The transcript has 4 exons. NCBI's taxonomy places the organism in Eukaryota, Fungi, Basidiomycota, Agaricomycetes, Boletales, Serpulaceae. Bases 601 to 1089 code for a protein of 162 amino acids. The record is from RefSeq and is a predicted model, not a curated record.